CUCAACGAGACGGUGCUGCAUUGUGGGUAAGCGGAAAAAGGCUCCAAAACGCUCGAGAAAUCGACAAGCGCACGUUGUUGAAUAAUCUUUUUUGAAAGCAACCAGAGCAAAGUAGUUUUGCAGCUAUAAUAUUCCAGGAAAGUAACUCAAGAUGUCGAUCGGCGUGCCCAUCAAAGUCCUGCAUGAGGCCGAGGGACACAUUGUGACCUGCGAGACCAACACUGGAGAGGUGUACAGAGGCAAGCUUAUCGAGGCAGAGGACAACAUGAACUGCCAGAUGUCUAACAUCACAGUGACCUAUCGGGACGGACGGGUGGCCCAACUGGAGCAAGUGUACAUCCGCGGCAGCAAGAUUCGCUUCCUAAUUUUACCGGACAUGCUAAAGAAUGCACCCAUGCUAAAGAGUAUGAAGAAUAAGAACCAAGGUUCUGGGGCUGGAAGAGGCAAGGCGGCCAUUCUCAAAGCACAAGUGGCUGCAAGAGGCAGAGGGCGUGGUGGAAUGGGCAGAGGAAAUAUGUUCCAAAAGAGGCGAUAAUUGCUGCAGCUUUUUGUAUAGUCAGUUCUUUUUUUUUUCUCUCACCUUCAAUUGGUCAUCUUGAUCUUGUUUUGCAGUGUAUUGCUCCAACUUUUUUUUUUAUGGAAAAUAAACAUGUGAAUCUGAUGCACCUGUUCUUUACUGAA
Syngnathus acus (greater pipefish) is the source of this 681-nucleotide messenger RNA. RefSeq names its product small nuclear ribonucleoprotein D3 polypeptide, like (gene snrpd3l). Lineage: Eukaryota; Metazoa; Chordata; Actinopteri; Syngnathiformes; Syngnathidae. The transcript is spliced from 4 exons. The coding region runs from base 152 to 535 and encodes 127 amino acids. Gene Ontology annotation, biological process: RNA processing; spliceosomal snRNP assembly. Gene Ontology annotation, cellular component: U5 snRNP; U4 snRNP; precatalytic spliceosome. The record is from RefSeq and is a predicted model, not a curated record. Gene Ontology annotation, molecular function: RNA binding.